AUGGGUAACGUAGGAAGUUCUCACAGUCGUCGGAGACACGGUGGUGGCGGUGGAAGUGGCCGACGUGUUCAUCCGCCGGUGACUCCUCCUCUACAAGAAGCUGCGGCUAAUCAGUUUGCUCACCCUGCCGCUGCUCAACCGUAUCAGAAUUACCCGAAUAACUAUCCUCCGCCGGCGAGUGUUCCGAUGCCUUUACCGGCGCCGUAUGACCAUCAUCACCGGACGGCGAUGGACCCGGUAUAUGGACGGUAUCCGACGCUACCACAGGUGCCGGCGCCGUAUGUGGAACAUCAGAAAGCUGUUACUAUUAGGAAUGAUGUUAAUAUUAAGAAGGAGACACUGAGGAUUGAAGCUGAUGAGGAAAAUCCUGGGCAGUUUCUUGUUAAGUUUACUUUUGAUGCCACUGUUUCCGGAAGCAUCGCGGUUCUUUUCUUUGCAAAAGAAGGCGACGGGUGUGUCCUUACCUCGACAAAGGAAAAUGUUCUUGCACCGGUUAUCAUAAAUUUCCAGCAAGGUCUUGGCCAGAAGUUUAGACAGCCAUCUGGAACUGGUAUCAAUUUCUCAAUGUUUGAGGAAUCUGAGCUAUUGAAAGUGGGCGACUUGAACGUCUAUCCUGUAGCAGUUAAAGCAGAUGCAUCUUCCGGUGCCGAGGACGGAUCAAACGAGACUCCUAAAUCUGGCAGCAAAACAAACACAAACAACUCUCAGAUAACUCAAGCCGUAUUUGAGAAGGAGAAAGGAGAAUUCCGGGUGAAGGUUGUUAAGCAGAUAAUGUGGGUGAACGGAAUGAGGUAUGAGCUGCAGGAGAUAUAUGGUAUUGGAACUUCAGUUGAAAGUGACUUGGAUGGGAAUGACCCCGGAAAAGAGUGUGUAAUCUGUUUGUCAGAACCUCGCGACACAACUGUCCUUCCUUGUCGCCACAUGUGCAUGUGUAGCGGAUGCGCGAAGGUCUUACGGUUCCAGACAAAUAGAUGUCCAAUCUGCAGACAACCAGUUGAGAGGCUUUUGGAAAUCAGAGUUGGGCCUGAGCCUGAGCCUGAGCCAAAGGCCGAGCCCAAGGAGUGA
Molecule: messenger RNA, 1065 nt
Organism: Vicia faba (fava bean)
Lineage: Eukaryota; Viridiplantae; Streptophyta; Magnoliopsida; Fabales; Fabaceae
Source: the annotation of a GenBank genome assembly